This is a messenger RNA of Sordaria macrospora k-hell, 1512 nucleotides long. RefSeq lists its product as uncharacterized. Lineage: Eukaryota; Fungi; Ascomycota; Sordariomycetes; Sordariales; Sordariaceae. The record is from RefSeq and is a predicted model, not a curated record.
AUGCUCAAGUCUAUAUUCCUCGCUUUCGGCGCCGCCAGCGCAGUGGCACAGACCCAGCCCGCUCCUGGAGGCUGUACCACCAACUCCUUCACCUUCCCGAGCUGGUUCGUCCACAAUUUCACCACGAAUCCUGCCAAAUACCAAGCGCAUUACACGCUUGUGAACAGAGCAACCAACUACACUCUGAGCGUAGGUUGUCAAGGACAAGAUGGCACUUAUUACACUUGCCUUGCCUCGGGCCCGCGAUAUGCAAUGACGUUUGGUGGAGCAGUCGAGCCGAAAGCAACCAUCGCCAUCGUCCAUGUGUCUGAAUUUUGGUACUGCGAUGACAGACAGACCCCUAAAGCGGAUGCUGCUCGUCAGUCAGUACGUCAAGCAUACGACGGAUUGAAAUUCGAGGCAUCUGGCAACGCAACCGUUGCUCUCGUUUGUAACGGCGAUGUGUGUAAGUCAUCCAACCCUGUCGACUUGGUCAAGGGCUCGCUCUCAGAACCUGUGGCAAUCACACCUGCGUAUGCCGAAGGACCGCCGGGACACAAGAGCCCAGGCUGUGGCGCCCUUUCCAAGACGCCAAAGUGGACACUGGGGACCAUCAUCUUCAUCAACGAGACAGGUGACGGGUCAUCUGCCAUCCAGUCUCAGUCGAUCCAGUUCCAAGUCACCAACGAAGCCACUGGGCACGUAGUUGGUUGCCUGAACUACUUCCUUGCUGGUCCAGGAGAAGAUCCGCGUAUCCAAAUCAACUGCGGCGGCGGUACAGAUCGCAAGAGCCGAUAUAACAUCCGAACCGGCACCGUGUUUUAUCCAAGAAGCUGGAAGUUUGAGAUCAACGAGACGUGGUACUGCGACGAUGUGGAUUCCGCAAAGCCAGUAAGCAUCACAGGCACAGGAAGCACCACUCUCCCUCUCAACUGCGACACCGGGUCGACCACCACAUACUGCCAAGCCGACGGCGUUCCCGUUCAAGGUCAGGUCCUUUCGAAAACUGCCCUCGCCCCUUACUCCAUCGAAGAUCCCAUCCCAACGGCAGAUGGUUGCACCAUUUCGUCCGUCCUCUCUCCUUCGUGGGCUUUCAGCAACUUUGAGCUCGACAAGAGCACGGGUGACGACGUAAGCUCGGCAGCCAUCAGCUUCAACCUGCAUCUCAACACCCAGAAUAGCCUCUUCGAUUUCCCUGUGUUCGUCUACCAUGACGAUGUCAAGUUGGGUGACGCCGAGACCUGGUAUCCCGGUUCAUUUGGCGCUGGUGAACAGCCUCUUGCGCCAAAGACUGCCUCGUUCCGGUAUCAUGAUAAGACACAGGAGAUUGCUAUCAAGAUGGAUUGGGUUUGUAUAGACAUUGAUCCGGAACAUCCGGUCCAGUUCAGCGGCGUCGCACCCACCAAGCUGCCCCAGCUGGAAUGCGAAGAGACAGACUAUGGGCUGGCGCGGUGCGUGUCUGCUCAGGGUUACAAAUGGAACUCGCCCGUCUCAAACGUGACAUGGAAAUCGUUGGAGGCAGGCUCAGUGUGA